UCAGUGAGGUGUUUAUAAAAAAAAAUUUUGUAUUGACGAACGAAAAUCUCUAAAAAUUACGAUAAAAACAACGAAAAUAGCAAGAAAAUUAAGUGAAAUUUUAACAAAAUAAAGUCUGCUAAAAUGGCAGACAAGUUUUCCUAUCAAAGGACAGUGCAAAGUUUGGCAAGGGUGCUGGCACAGAUAAAACCAACGCCCUGGGAAAAGGUUCAAGCAUUAUUUCGCUAUUGCCCCCAAGAAAAUGCUGCCGGGGUAUUUUGUUUAGAUUCUCGUUCUCAAGAUGCUGUUAUAGCCUUGGGUUUGUAUUUCCUGGAGAGUGGCUGUCAACAUGAGGAUCGUAUUGUACCGUAUUUAUUGAGACUGGCCAAGUGUUUACCGAAAGCUGUCUGGGUGGAUGAUGGCAAAUGGAGUAAAAGUGAUAGAAUCCCCUCCGCCGAAAAAUUCAGUUUCUGCUUAAACACUUUACUCUCUGACAUUGUAGUGAAAUGUCCCGAUUUGCGCGAGGAAGUCAUAUUAAAUCAAGUGGAAACUUUGGGUGCUCUCGCCAAUAUCAUCAAAUCCAGCAAAGAAAGUAGCUCUGCUCCACCACCCAUUAUAUUAUGCAAGGCCACCGUACCCUUGCUGUUCGGUUUGGCCAGAUCUAUGGGACGCUAUGCUUCCCAUGAUCCUCCAUUGCUAUGUCGCAUAUACCCCCGCGAAGAAAUGCCCGUAGUAAGACCCAAUUCACGUGAGGGUGGCAGCUACAGUUCUAGCGAACGUAUAGCAUUCACACAAUUUCGCCCUAUUAUACCGCGCUCCAUGUCGGGUAGUUUGAGUCAGGAUUCCAAUGAAAUACGUAUGCGUCAGAUAUCGGUUAUAGCGAAUUUGAAUAAACAUAAACCCCAACUACACACCUAUUUCUCGGUACCCUAUGAUCCACGCACACAUUUCUUUACACGCUAUGGCUCCAGUUUUAAUCAGUUUCCCAAUAUGCGUGUCUCCGAUACACCCACUAAAACCCAAAAACCCGUUAUAAUGCCACCAUUUCCCAUACAACAUUUGCAAACCAUCUUCUCGGUGGCUAAAAAACUGCUAACCAAAGAAACUCUCGAACAUUUGGACGAACAGGCCAGUGAUAUCUUUGCUUUGCAUCAAAUAAAAGGUUAUUGCUAUAAAAGUUUUUCGGAAACCUUAAAUCUAGUAUUGGUCACUUUGUUGCGUGAAAUUCUACAGCAUCAAAUUGACCUGCCGGCACCUUUCACCAAAGAUGUACAAGAAUUUGUUAAGCGUUUGUUUUUGAAUGGUCAAACGGAAUUGCAAAACAAACAACAGGAUCAAGAGCGUGAGAAGAGGGAAGAGAAUGGUAUUCCGGUGGUGAAUAAGUAUAAAGUUAAUGUCAUGGCUAAUGCGGCCUGUGUGGAUUUGUUGGUUUGGGCCAUACGCGAUGAGACGGAGGCCGACAAGUUGUGUGGUCGCCUAUCGCAAAAACUCAACUCCCAACUAUCCCACAAGAUUGUUAUGGAUCAUAUGCCUUUGCUAAUGGUGUGCCUAGAAGGUCUAGGCAAAUUGGCCCAGAAAUUUCCCAAUAUUGCUAAUACAUCAAUAUCUUACUUAAGAGAUUUCCUAGUUGAUCCCAGUCAAAUAUUGGCCAAACUACAUGCUCACUCGCAGCAGUUGAUGGCUUUGCAGAAAAAGGAGAAAGAAGUGACACCCUUUAAAAUAGUGGUGCAAAGCAGUGAAUCCCGCUCCACGGUGGAUAUAUUUGGAGAGAGUAAGAAAUAUGCUCCUUUAAGAACCGGUCAAGCAGCUUUUGAGGCUUUAAGAGAUGCUGCCAUUGAAAAUUUGAGCAUUGCUUUGAGAGCAGCCCAGCCAGUGGAUCAGUUUUGUGUGCCCGCUUUGGUGGCGAAUGUCUCAAAUCGUUUGUUUACCGCCGAAAAACAUGAAUCAGAAUCUACCUUGGUUAGCUUGAAUAUUAUUGUGAUGUUGGGUCAUGUGGCCGUAGCUUUGAAGGACACCUCCAAAACUACCCAAAAUAUUUUGCAGUUUUUCAUACAACGUUUUUGCAAAGUCCCCUCCGAACAAAACGCCCUAAUUGUCGAUCAAUUGGGCUGCAUGAUCAUUUCUCAGUGUGAGACGCAUGUCUUUGAUGAGAUCAUGAAAAUGUUUUCACGCGUUACCGUACAAUCGGCUUCACUGGCGUAUACCUCGGAUCCGGAGCACCGCAAACAAUUCUUUAGUGUUUCGGAUGCUGUAGUCAAUGCUCUGGGUAAUAUUGCGGCUAAUAUACAAGGUGACGACGAGAAAUUAGAACUGUUGGGCAAAUUGCUAGAACUCUUUGUACAAAUCGGUCUUGAGGGAGAGCGUUCCUAUGACAACACGCCUGGGGCGCCCAAGGCUAGCUCUAGUGCCGGUCAUUUAGGUAUGCUAAUACCAGUAAUUGCUGUGCUAUUGCGACGCCUGCCGCCCAUAAAAAAUCCUCGCUUGCGUUUGCACAAACUAUUCAAAGAUUUUUGGGUUUACUGUGUGGUCAUGGGUUUUACAAACGCUCGUCUCUGGUCACCCGAGUGGUACAUGGGAGUUCAGCAAAUUGCAGCCAAGUCGCCACUAUUGAUUUCACAAACUACCCACAAGUCCGAUAUGCGUGAGCUGAAUUACACCUCGGCCAUUAAGAGUGAUUCGGUUAGUUUGAAUGAAUUGCGCAGUCAAAUAUUAUUGUUGCUGGAGCAUCCUGCAGCCGAGGUAUCAGCCUGUAUUAAUAAAUUGACCUUUGCUCAAUGCACCUAUUUGUUGAGUGUUUAUUGGUUGGAAAUGUUGCGUGUGGAGAAUGCCGAAGAGCCCAGUUUGGAGCCGAUUCUGACGUAUUUGUGUGAUCCGGCUUUGCAAAAGGAUAAAUCGGGCAUAUGGCAGUGUGUGAAAUGUGUGGCUGAUCAAGUUUUUGAGAAAUUCCGCAAUGUUUUGUUUACCCGUGAUGAAAUACGCGAAAAAGUUUUGGAAUCCCAGGCCACUUUGCUGUUGGUGUAUUUCAAUCAUAUACACAAACAAAUACAAGUGGUAGCCGAUCAAUAUCUGUCACAAUUGGUGGAUAAAUUUCCCCAUUUAUUGUGGAAUCGCCGUGUGUUGUGGUGUAUGCUGGAUAUUUUACAAUUGCUGGCCUUUUCCUUGACUUUGGAUCCCAAUGAGGAGACCCCCACUUUAAGAGUUGUUUCUACGCCUUAUACUUUGCAAUUGAUGGACUCUUUGCCUGCACGUGAAGGCCGUUUGAAGGAUUUUGCCGAUCGUUGCCAGGGCAUUGUCAACGAAGCCAUGAAAUGGGCUCCUCGUUCUACCAAAUCUCAUUUGCAAGAAUAUCCCAAUCAAAUACCCACCCACGUAUUGGCUCAUCAUAGUGGCUUGGCUUUAGCAUUUGAUUCUGUAGUUAGUACGAAUUCAUUCUAUCCCAAUGCUUUACCCUCCAUUAGUAAGCGACCCAAUUGUGUACGCUCGGAUACUCCCAGAUUUGUGUCGGUUUUAUGUUUGCGCAGCAAAUAUGCUGGUGAGAUAUCGGGCCUUUUGUCUGUGCUCAGUGAGGAGGAGAAGGCUGGCCUGGCUGAUCGUUUGGUCAAGGAUGUAUGGGAUGCCUGCAAGGAGAAAAGUGAUGCUAGACAUCGGGGUGCCUUGUGGAGAGCUACGGCCUAUUUGAUUAUAUGCUCGGAUAUAAAUCGUAAACUUUUGCAUGCUGUGGCCACCUCCCAAGUGGAACUAUUUACCGAAUCCGCCAUGGAAACUGCUGUGGAAUGUUGGCAAUGGGUUUUGACUGCUCGCCAAGAUUUAGAGUUGUGCUUUAUACAGGAAAUGGUCUCUGCCUGGCAGACCACUUUUGAAAAGAAAAUCGGUUUGUUUUCGGAGGAGGGGGAAAUCACCAGUCCCUUGGCCGCCUAUGAAGGUUGCAGAUUGGUGCCCAAACCCAUACUCAUUUCACCUCAUCUCGUCUGGCUGCAAUUACUCUCCGAAAUGGUGGACACUGCUAAAUAUUGUAAUCGCGAUAAAGUGGAAAUGUUUUGCCUGCUACUGCACCGUUGUCUACCCAUAGCCAAGAAUAGCAAGCAAAAUAGACAAGUGGCCACCAUAGGCUGUCGUUUUAAGUUGCUGCAAUGUGGUUUAUCUUUACUGCAGGGCAAUACUAUACCCAAAUCUUUGGCCCGCAAUAUAUUACGUGAACGCAUUUACAGCAAUGCUCUGGACUAUUUCUGCGGUCCACCCACUUGCCCCAAUCAGGGCAAAGAACAAUUACUAGAUGACAUUUUGAUAUUGCUGAAAUUCUGGCAAACCAUGCGCAGUGAAAAGAAACAUUUGGUGACCUCGGAAGUGGGUGACUAUGAUAUACCCUCGGCAACACCCAAUCACAUGUUGACGGUGAAUAAAAAUCCUGAAACUGCUUCGCUUAUAAGUACCGGAGAAAUGGGUAGAUCUUCUUCUAUAGCGGGCGCUGGAGGUGGCUGGUAUAAUACCAUACCCCACUCUACUUCAACAUUAUCCAAGAGAUCUAAUCGUUCCAAACGUUUGCCCUACCAAAAGGAUUCUUACGACAAAGACUAUAUGAAAAAGCGUAAUUUGAUUUUGGAGUUAUUGGCGGUGGAAAUAGAAUUUCUAAUAACCUGGUACAAUCCCAAUAGUAUGCCUGAUUUGGCCAUACCCGGCGAAGAACAAAUUACCGAAUGGCGUAAUCGUCCCUACAAGGUAAAUGUCUGGCGUGAUUAUGCCCGUUUGGCCUGGACCUACAAUCCCGCCCUGGCAGUCUUCCUACCCUCACGCAUUAAGAAUGCCGAAUCCAUAGAAGAAGAGGUAACACGUUUAGUGUGUGCUGAUCCCAUAGCAGUGUGCGAAAUACCCGAGGCCCUUAAAUAUCUGGCCACUACCAAGAAUUUACUACAAGAAAGUCCGGAUCUAAUGUACAUACUCGCCUGGUCUCCCGUCAAUCCCAUUCAAGCUCUUUCGUAUUUCUCUCGACAAUAUCCCUCACAUCCCUUAACAGCCCAAUACGCAGUCAAAACAUUGAAUUCCUAUCCCGCAGAAUCGGUUUUACCUUACAUUCCACAAUUGGUACAGGCCUUAAGACACGACACCAUGGGCUAUGUCUCCGAGCUCAUUAAGAACAUUUCCAAGCGCUCACAAAUUGUGGCCCAUCAACUAAUCUGGAAUAUGCAGACCAACAUGUACAUGGAUGAGGAUCAAUUGCAUAAAGAUCAAUUUUUGUAUGAUGUCCUGGAUGCUUUGAGUCUAAAUAUUAUAUCAUCCUUUUCGGGUGCUGCCAAACGUUUUUAUGAACGUGAAUUUGAUUUCUUUGGCAAGAUAACCUCGGUAUCGGGUGAAAUACGUUCGUAUCCCAAAGGUCCCGAGCGUAAAAAUGCCUGUUUGGCGGCUUUGAGUAGAAUUAAAGUGCAAUCGGGUUGUUAUUUACCCUCCAAUCCGGAGGCCAUGGUCUUGGAUAUUGACUAUAACAGUGGUACGCCUAUGCAGAGUGCAGCCAAGGCUCCCUAUUUGGCCAGAUUCCGGGUGUAUAGAUGUGGCAUAACGGAAUUGGAAACCAGAGCCAUGGAGGUGUCCAAUAAUCCGAACUCCCAAGAAGAUGCCAAAAUGACGUUGGGUGUUGAGUCCUGGCAGGCGGCCAUUUUCAAGGUGGGCGAUGAUGUACGUCAGGAUAUGUUGGCUUUGCAAGUGAUAACCAUAUUCAAAAACAUAUUCCAACAAGUUGGUUUAGAUCUUUUCCUGUUUCCCUAUCGUGUGGUGGCUACAGCUCCUGGAUGCGGUGUCAUUGAGUGUGUGCCAAAUGCCAAGUCUCGCGAUCAAUUGGGCCGACAAACCGAUUCCGGUCUCUACGAAUACUUCCUGCAUCAAUAUGGCGAUGAAAGUUCCAGAGAAUUCCAAGCUGCUCGUGCCAAUUUCGUUAAAUCAAUGGCUGCCUAUUCUCUAAUUGGUUAUUUGCUGCAAAUCAAGGAUCGCCACAAUGGCAAUAUAAUGAUAGAUAAAGAUGGCCAUAUAAUUCAUAUAGAUUUUGGUUUCAUGUUCGAAUCUUCACCGGGCGGUAACAUAGGCUUCGAACCCGAUAUGAAACUAACCGAUGAAAUGGUCAUGAUUAUGGGUGGCAAAAUGGAGGCACCCGCCUUCAAAUGGUUCUGUGAAUUGUGUGUGCAGGCCUUUUUGGCCGUACGACCCUAUCAGGAUGCCAUUGUUUCCUUAGUCUCCCUAAUGUUGGACACUCAUCUACCCUGCUUCAGAGGACAAACCAUAAAUUUACUGAAACAACGUUUUGUUUCCACGAAAAACAACAACGAGGCUGCUGCUCAUAUGUUGGCCGUCAUACGUAACUCUUAUCAAAAUUUCCGUACACGCACCUACGAUAUGAUACAGUAUUAUCAAAAUCAAAUACCGUAUUAAAUAAUAUUAUAUACAUAUGUUAUCAGUAUUCUAAACAUGAUGCUGUAAGCGUAAUUUGUCUUUCCUAAUUAAAAAAAGGGUGCUUAUGAAUUUUAUUAAAAUUUUUAUUGAAAUUAAUAUUCAAAAUCUGUGUUUAAUAUAAGUUUAAUUUCAUUAUUUGUUUCUUUAUCAGUUUAUGUUAUUAAAAUAUUGCAUAAUUUUAAAAAAAUAUUUGAAAAAUAUUUAAAACUAUUUUUUAGCUUAAGUUAGUUUUUGUUCCAUUUAAUUUUAAACAUAUACAUAAUUGUUGUUGUAUUUAUUAUUUAUGGUGUAAUUUUUAAACAUAAAAUAUUAAUGAAUUUUAAAUAAAACUUAAUGUUAUAGUUAAAUAU
Molecule: messenger RNA, 6764 nt
Organism: Calliphora vicina (urban bluebottle blowfly)
Lineage: Eukaryota; Metazoa; Arthropoda; Insecta; Diptera; Calliphoridae
Gene: Pi4KIIIalpha
Product: phosphatidylinositol 4-kinase III alpha
Exons: 10
Coding region: 124-6393 (2089 amino acids)
Biological process (GO): phosphatidylinositol phosphate biosynthetic process; phosphatidylinositol-mediated signaling
Cellular component (GO): plasma membrane; cytoplasm
Molecular function (GO): 1-phosphatidylinositol 4-kinase activity
Source: RefSeq, a predicted model, not a curated record